GUUUGGUGCAGCGGGAGGAGGGCCGAGGCAGUGGAGGAGUUUGAAAAUAAUGGAUGUUUGUUGAUGAACUUUUGAAUUUAGCGAGAUCAGAAUGAGUGUUGAAUACAAGUCUGAUGUUCUUAGACAGUUAAAGGAUUUACCUUUAAUUAGUAAUUCCACAAACACCGUGAAAACGAAAGGAAUCAAACACAGUAGUAAAGCUUAUCAAACAAAGUUGGAAGCCCAAGAUAAACUAAAUGUUUGCUUCAACGAGUUCCACGAAGCACUCAACAAGACUAAACAAGCCUUCCUGGUGUAUAAAACAAAAAGUUUCUUCUUCUCCGAUGCAGAGUUUACCAAAUCAUUUGCAGAGUCCUUGAAACGGGUUGAGGGUGAAUUAGAGGCAAUGGGAAGCAGCCUCAGGAAGUUGAUUGGUAAUCAAGUCGGAGCUACUAAUGCACAAGGGAAAGUCUCAGCACCAGUGGUAAUAUCUAAGACAGAGACUCACAUGCUUCAUAAUGCCUCAACUGAUCACACACCAGAGCACUCAGAUACGCUGGUGAAGACCAAUGGAACUGCAAGUAUUACUCCACCGGUGUCUGAGGCAGACAAUGAUGAUGAAACUUUGGCAUGUGUGCUUGACCAAGGAGACCAUUUACAAGAUGUAUCUGGAAAAAUUAGAUUGAGUUUAGACAAAAAAAGAACGCAUAAAAAGCUAUCAGUUAGUUCCUCCUCUUUUAUGGCAAAGAGACCCAGGAGGAGUUUGUUUCAACCCUACAAGGAGCAGGAAGAGGACUUGGAGAACUCUGACAUAAAAGAAGAUGUAGAAUAUGAAGUAGAAACCAUCAUAGAUUUUAAAAAAAGUCAGGGAACUUAUUUUUAUAAAGUGUCAUGGCGGGGCUAUGGUCCUGAUGAAACCACCUGGGAACCUUCUUCAAACUUGACAGGAUGUGAAGAACUGCUUAUAGAAUUUUACAAGACAAGAUUACGAGAACAAGAGAAUACUAAGACUGAUGAUUUGAAUUACCCAGUGAUGCCUCAUGAUCCCAGUUCCCAGAAUCUUAUUCAUCAAGCUUUGUUAGAGCACAUUGAUCAUCCCAGCCAGGAAGACUAUGACAAUAGUAUAGCACUCUUUGUGUCUUUAAAACCUCCUGCCUUGAAAACCCAGAAGGAAAUACACGAUCUGAUUGAGAGAGCUUUGUCAGUGAAGAAGAAGAGCCGAUUCAAUGCAAUAGCGAAGUUAUUGAUUGAAGAUAAGAUUAUGAAGGAAUCGGAAGGUAAGCGGAAAAAGCAGCUCGCAGAACUUCGCAUGUGGGAACGCAACAUAAAUUCCAUCUGCUCUGACCCUGCAAAACUCUUUGUGGAAAAUUUCGUUGACCUAACAUUACCACCUAUGGACUUCAUCUACAUUAAUGAGUGCAGAGCUGGGGAAGGUGUAAUGAUACCAUCAGAUCCGUUGGUUGGAUGUGAGUGCACCGACUGUGCUGUUGACCAUAAAUCCUGCUGUCCAAAGCAGAUGAACUCGUGGUUUGUCUACAAUAAAUAUGGUAGACUCAAGGUAUCACUGGGGACCCCAAUAUAUGAAUGUAAUAAUCUCUGUAAGUGUGGACCUAACUGCAUGAACAGAGUAGUGCAGAAAGGCAGGAGCAUUAGUCUGUGUAUCUUCCGCACUGCUAAUAAACGAGGCUGGGGAGUGAAGACAACGGAGAAUAUAAAAAAGGACUCCCUAGUAACAGAGUAUGUUGGAGAAGUCAUCACAUCAGAAGAGGCAGAACGCAGGGGAAAGAUCUAUGAUGCUCAGGGAUGCACCUAUUUGUUUGACUUGGAUUAUAACAGAGGUGACCAGAACUUGUACACUGUUGAUGCUGCGAAGUGUGGCAAUGUUUCUCAUUUCAUCAAUCAUUCUUGUGAUCCCAACCUGGUUGUCUUCAACGUUUGGGUGAAUUGCCUUGAUCCAGAUCUUCCCAGGUUGGCUCUAUUUGCUGCUCGAGAUAUUCGAAAAGGGGAGGAGCUGACAUUUGACUACAACUCUGGGUUAAAAUCAGAGCAGAUAAUUGAUAGACCUCUUUCCCAAUCAACAGAGGAAAAUGAAGAGUCUGUCUUUACUCCGGUGAAAGGUGAAGGAGCGAAAGAUACUUCUUCCCCUGAGUUAGUACUGAAGACACCAAAAGGAAAUAGGGGCCUUCAGUAUGGUAAGACUGAGUGUCACUGUGGUGCUGCCAAUUGUAGAAAAUACUUCUUUUAACAUUUUCUUCCUUGCAACUCAUCCAAUCUAGAUCAUUGCUGUUUGUCUGUUCUAAAAGACAUGCCUGAACAAAUUAUCAGCAAGGAAAUAAAACUUAAAUAGGGUUAUGUAUAUUAGGGUGCACCAAUUUCCACACGUAGCCUAUACUGCCUCUGCCUUACUUUCCAUUAGACUUCAUACUUAUCACCCUAACUGACUUAAAAAUAAUAUUUGAGACUAUUUGCCAGUUUUAAAAUAUAAGGUAUCAGAAAUGAUACUGGUUACAUACUAUAGUUAAUUGGAUACUUUUAGACCACAAAUAAAUAAAAUAAAAAAGGGGAGGGGGAAAUGUACUAUACAGUAGUUAGGACUGUAUAACCAACAAAUUUGUCCCUUAUGGUUAGUUCUUCAGAAUCUGGUAAAUGUCCAACUAUAUCACAAGGGGUGCAGGAAGGUAACGGUUUAUUGCUAAUGAUUCUCAUCCUCUUUAAUAAUCAUCAUAUUCCAUAACUUGAACUUUCUUUAGCACAUCAUUGAUUAUCAAAUAAAAUUUUCAGCUCUUUAAUUCUUAUAUAUUUCCAACCUAAAUCAUUAUGAAGUAUCUACAGUAUGUUUCACUUAUGUGUCAGACAAGUUGCCUUUCAACAUAAGUUCCUUGUAAUUAUUUUUUAUUAAUUCAGCAUUUCACUGGCUUAUAAUUAAGUCAUUUUCUUUAUGUUAAGCUUACCAAGAUUAAGUGAGGCUGUAUAAGAUUGACUAGAUUUAAGGGAAACUGUAGCUGUGCCUCAGAAAAUUUGGUCAUGUUGAUAUUCUUCCGACAGGUUGUACUUGUAACCAAUUAAGAAAAUAUCCUGUCAUCUUGUUUUAGAGCAGGGUCUUGAAAUCUUUUUCCUGUCUUUGAAAAGGGGACUUUGACUAUAUUAACCCUAACUGGCAGCUCAAGCUUCUCUAUUCCACCCCUAUAUGCACAAAAAUGAAAUGUCCACUGAUGAUGGUUGCCAUCCCUGUAGCUAACUUCCACUGAUGAUGGUUGCUGUAGUAUAAGGGUUAAAUGAUGUCCAGAGGAAACAAGUAUGCACAGUUAUUCAAAAUACCAUACUGAUUACUCCAGGUUUUUAAAGCAUUUAAAUGGAGACUUUUCAUUUUAAGUGUUUUUGGGGGGAUAGACAUGUUGCUGAUAAUUGUUGCCAGAUUGUCAGACAAUAGCAGAACACACAUUACAGUAGUAAGAAUGAAUGAAUAAUGGCCAUCCAGCAUUACAGCAGGAGGAGGCUUCAAAGAGUGAUGAAAAUUUUUAUUAUUUUAUUUAUACUAAGCUAAACCUGGUAUUCCUUUAGAGCAUAGAGGUUAUCACUAUUUUAAUGUAUCAACACCCAAAAUAACCACAAAACCAUUUCCUGACAUUUUAAUGUACCGGCACUAUUUUCCCUUGUUGACUAUUCCUAUAAAGUAUAUUCCGUGAUAAUCAGGCCUCAUAGUCACAUUACCCAUGCUUCAUUCACUCUUUGUAUCCAGCAUCUCCCCAGAUCUUGACAGUAUUUGCCUUGGUUGGCAGGUGGUUGUAAAAAAAAGAGAGUGAGAGAGAGAAGUCAAAGUUUGCCGCAGCACUAAAUCACAAUGUUCUUGCUAACACAUCUUUCAUGUACAUACUCCUCCUUGCUGAUACCUCUCUCAUCCAUGUACUACUUCAUACUGACAACACUGUUAUUCAUGACUUCUCCAUGUUAACACCCUUCUGAACCACAUAAUACAGCUCCUCCUCGACUUAAGACGGGGUUAGGGACCCAAAUCCAGGUCGUAAGUUGAAAUGGUCGAAAGUCGAAAAUGCUUAAAUAAAACAUAGAAAACCUAAAAUGGGUGUCUCUUUUUUCUUCGCAGCACCACAAACUCUUACUUUUAAGUUUGCCAGCCAUUUUUAAGUGAAUUGCAAACAAAAAUUUUCUCUGUGUACUGACGUUGGGACUUGAAAAUACGUAAUUUGAAAAUUUUUUGGUAAGACUGAGGCAGGUCGUAAGUGCGAGUGGUCGUAAGUCGGGGAGGAGCUGUACCUGUACACCUUUUUAAAAACCCUUUCAUCCACAUAUUCCUCCAUCUUAAUACAUUUGCCAUCAACCCUUGUCUAGCUUCCAAUCUUCCUUCUACCCCUCCUAUCAGAAGUAAUUUUUCCAGUCAUAGUCCUUGGUAAUUAUAAAUGGCAAUGGUCUAGAUUAAUAAGUUGACUCCUCUCCAAGAGAUUCAGUAAAAACUUAUUUUAAUUGUAUAGGGAUUUAUAUAUUUUUUAUUGUGACACUUUCAUUUAUACAUAUUUAUUACAAACUUCAUCUCUUUCCACUAAGGAAACAUAAUCAUAAGGACAUAUAUCUUGGCUUUUACUUGUGAGUUUCUUUUUAUUCUUUAUGUUAAUUAUAAUUGUGUUGCUUUUUCCCAUAUGUGAUAUGACGAUGUACCUUUGCAACAUGUGCACGUGUAAAUUGGUUUUCUUCAUUUAAAUACAAAUAUGACAAAUCUGAUUUGUGACUAAUUUAUACAUGCCAAGUAGUGGGUUAAAAUUAAAUUUUGAUGAGGCACAUUUAUUUUAGCAAAUGUUAUUAAAUUACAAUGAUUCACAGGCAUCAAACUUAGUGUUAAUGUAAAUUUUAAUUUGUUGUGAAAGGUUAUUCGAUCAGGACAAAGUUUGAUGUAUGAGAUAUUCCUCUUUUAUGGCUCCUGGUAAUACAAUUUAUUUAUUUUCUAUCCAAAGGACGACAAACUUUAAAUAAAUCUUGGCAUUUUUUUUUAAUACAUGCUUUAGGAAAACUUUGGCACAUCUAAUACAGCUUAUUGAUGUUUUCAAUAGAAUAAGUUGAUUUUUGGAUGAUAGUCAUGCUUAUCUAGUACAAAAUGGAUAAUUUGAAGAGAAGAAUGUAUACAUCAGUUUUUAAUAACAUAAACAAAUUGUGAUAAACUUGUAAUGUUUAAAUGUGUUACUGAUGUAAAAUUUAAGUUUUUAAUAGCUGUUUGUACUGCUCUUGAGUAAACAUAGUACCGGUAUACUGGAUUUUGACAUUGAAAUGAGUUCGCCUAUUGAGCUUUUGAAGGGUGGGAAAAUGUACAGGUACCAAAGUUAAUUGUUUAUACAGGGUAUACAUAUUCCUUUCUUUUGGGCACCUUCCGUGCUGCAAGAAGGGUCUGUUAAAUGGCCAUAGUGACCAGAUGUGUAUUGCCUUAAGAACACAUCAAAAGUCUGGGGAACUCAAUUGGAUAUUGAAUUUCUUAAGUUGUGAGGAUUGGUAGUUUUUCUGUCAGAAUUAUGGAUAUUUGUAACUUAGCAAAUUUAAAAAAAAAUCUUUAUUGUAUGUUUGAGAUAAUAGGAAAAUAGGACAAAGCUACAAGUAUUUUAAACAAAAUCUAAAAAACUUGUUUGCUAUUAUGGCUAUCACACCUGUGAAACAGUGCCUUCUAAAUGUUUUAACAUUAAGCAGAUUCUACUCGGAUUAUACAAGACAACUAAAUAAAUAGAUUUAAAAAUCGCAGUUCUUAUGUAACUCUCUAUUGGCCACUGGCAACCUAUUCUAAUGCAGAAAUAUCUCCGUUAGCCGGAAUCCCUCAAACUCGGAACUCUACGAUAGCCGGAAUUGAAAUUUUCUUGGAAAAUCAUUCCCAGUCAUUAUUUUCCGGAAAAUUCCGGCUUUGGAACAAUUUUCCAAGGGACACAUUUUCUGGAAAAUUCUGAGAAAUUUUCCUGAUACCUGGAAAAUUUCAGGGAUGAGGGAUUUUUUUCCAGCUUUGAGAGAUGAUGUAAUGGGCAAAUUCUGGAACUUCAAAGAGCAUUUUUCCAUUAACCAGAAAAUUCCGGGGAUGGGGGAUUUUUUCCAGCUUUGAGAGUCGUCUCGUUACCUGGAAAUGCUCUGUACCAAUUGUUCCGGUUAAUGGAGAUAUCACUGUAGUAUGUUAUGUAAGAAGACAGCUCAUGGUUUUGUAUUUCUUAGGUUUUUUUUUUAUGCAGUAGGAUAUACUACUUACCUUGAGGUACCUUGAGGAAUCUUUUACAUUUCCUUGUACAAAAAUUAAUAUGCAUUGAGCAAGUGGGUCCAAUGUUUGAUUUUAAGUCCGUCAUUAUCUUUUUUAUUGUAAAUAAAUAAUAUAGAAGGUGA
This is a messenger RNA of Homarus americanus (American lobster), 6336 nucleotides long. Its product is annotated as histone-lysine N-methyltransferase SUV39H2-like. Bases 92 to 2224 code for a protein of 710 amino acids. NCBI's taxonomy places the organism in Eukaryota, Metazoa, Arthropoda, Malacostraca, Decapoda, Nephropidae. The transcript is spliced from 12 exons. The record is from RefSeq and is a predicted model, not a curated record. Gene Ontology annotation, molecular function: histone H3K9 methyltransferase activity; protein binding; zinc ion binding. Gene Ontology annotation, cellular component: nucleus.